AUGCUACGCGGGACUUUUGGAGAGGAGAAGUCCGAGGAGGUUCUUGGCAAGAGCUACGUCAAGUUUGCUCCUGUUCGGCAGGACUCGGACGGCUUCGGCAUCAUCAUGGCGACUGUGGCGGCGAAGGAUGUGUACGUGACGUGGGACGGAGAUCCGCUCCAGUACGACAAGACGCCGGAGGAUAAGAAGAAGCUCUUGGGGCCGGAAUUGGUUUCCCGCCUCACUGACAAAGCCUGGGCAGUCUGCGCGGAGGUGGACUACAACCGUCUGAAGAAGCGAAGCGGCACCCGGUAUCUCCUCAAGUUGUGCCGCACUGUGCCUGAUGUGGGCACUCGCCUUGAGCUGCUUGUGAAGCUGAGGCGCAAUCCAGGAGUCAUGGCUCAAUGGUCUCAUGAGAGAGACCAAGCGGCUCCAGAGGUCACUUCGAGUUCGACAAGAUCGGCACGAGUGGAGGCACCUACCGGGACGUCAACGGCGAAGGCGGAUUUGGAUGCUUCGCGGACUGAGUCUGGUUCGGGCCCGGAAGAGAGACGCCGGAGCCAUCCCGCAUCUCCGACGAGCGCUACUGCCCGAGUGAUUCCUGAAACUCCAGCAGAAGGCGAUGGAGAACCCGGUGGAGAUGGUGCGGUGGCUGAUGAGACCCGGGCAGCGUCAGAGGCCGGCGGGUCACCAGGCAGUGAUUGGUCCUGGGGACGCGAUGAGUGGCGACACUGGGACUGGUCCGAAUGGCAGAGAGGUCGUCAUGGAGAAGAAGAGGAUGAGGACAUCCCCUGGGAUGAGCUCGAGGGCCAGGAGUGUGAUGUCCUGCCGAAGGAGCUGUUGGGUUGGCUUCUUUUGCGGAGGUCUGGCCUGAGCGCACGGGCUAGGCUAUCCGUGCUGGCUUCCACGCACAACUCCCUGAUGAUCGAGGACGUGGAGCGAGUGCUACGUGAUCAAGAAGAAGAACUCCUGUUCAUGGAAAGCAAGGGCCAGCAAGAGCGCAACUACCACCGCCCAAAGCGGACCUAUUGGGUGGAAGAAUCCCAGGAAUGGGGCCUCCUGGACUAUGAGCCGAAAGAGGAUGUGGAGCCUACGGUUCAUUGGGUUGGCCGGCAACUUCCGGACGAGGUCCAUGCACGGCCUGAUCCUCCUGAAGUAUCUGCAGUACCGGAGGCGGCAUGGUGGUCGGAUUGCUGGACGGAUCCUUGGAAUGGUCAAGAUGGAAUUUGGGCAGCCGCCGAAACCGACUUCUCGCAGGAUGAGGUGAAAGAGCUGGAAGAGGCGUACGCGGUGUACGAAGGCAAGCUCCGGACCUUUGCCCAGGCCCGUGCCCUGAUGAAGAACAAGGCGGUUGGACUCGGUUUCUUUCCGACGGCAAAGGGCACCUAUGGCAAGUCGAAGGACAAGAAGGGCAAAGGAUACGGUUCUGCUCUGGUUCUGGCGGCCUCAUCCCCGGCGAGAAAAGGACCUGGUAAGGUUGGCUCGCCGGACUACACGUGGGAGAAAGGGGACAGGCCCUGGAAAAGGCUCCUCGCCUUCCUACGGCAUCUUCAUGUCACCCCCUGGGACCUGGACGUGAACGAGGACGCGAUCGGUGACGACGGCAUCAUGCUGGCCACAGAGGAGACGCAUGGCUGGAGGACCCACGGAGUGAUCGACUGUGGAGCUACGGAGACGGUGGCUUCGUUGCAGGCGAUCGAAGAGCUCAUGGCCCGACGACGUGAGCUUCGGGACGGACAAGAGGAACCUAUACGGGUCUUCUCGGACGUGCGCAAGCAGUUUCGUUUUGGAAAUGGCCAGGAGCUGCAGGCCAGCUCCUACAUAGAGAUUCCCCAGCAGAUCAACGGUUGCACCUUCUACCUCGGCAUCUUCACCCUCGACACGGAAGGGUAA
This is a messenger RNA of Effrenium voratum, 1872 nucleotides long. The record is from the annotation of a GenBank genome assembly. NCBI's taxonomy places the organism in Eukaryota, Dinophyceae, Suessiales, Symbiodiniaceae.